Quercus robur (English oak) is the source of this 2502-nucleotide messenger RNA. RefSeq names its product pentatricopeptide repeat-containing protein At5g66520-like. The transcript has a single exon. The record is from RefSeq and is a predicted model, not a curated record. Gene Ontology annotation, biological process: RNA modification. Bases 197 to 1516 code for a protein of 439 amino acids. Gene Ontology annotation, molecular function: RNA binding; protein binding. Lineage: Eukaryota; Viridiplantae; Streptophyta; Magnoliopsida; Fagales; Fagaceae.
CUACUGAUGGCACUGCACUAGUUCUUCUUCAAGGCCCAGUAGCUUCAAUACUUUUAUAGCCUUAUUCUGUGCCCAAUUUGAGCAUGUAUUUGUAGUAUCAAAUAUCAAAUUUUGUGCCUUUGCUUAAUUUGAUACAGGCCAUAUUGAUAUUGCCAUACUCUUCCAAUGAAUUUAAAUUAAACAACCAAGACAAACAAUGCUUAUUAGCCUCUCCCACCACUUACUCAAACCCAUGAACCACUUAUUAGUUUCUUGGUCCAUCAAAAACUUUAACUCAUGGGCAUUAGCUAUUAGAAAUAAUGUUUCUUCUCCACACAAAAUCUUAUACCUCUUUUCAAAAAUGCAUCGCUCAUCUGUCCCCAGUGACAGUUUCUCCAUACUUUUCACACUAAAAUCUUGUACCCAUUUGCAAAACCUCACUGUCAUUCAACACCUUCAUGCCCACAUUGUCAAAAUAGGAUUCAGUUCUCACGUCUACGUUGCCACUUCUCUGCUCUACGCGUAUGUUCUUAUGUCUUUUGAGCAUGCUCGUGUCCUGUUUGAUGAAAUGCCCGAGAGAAAUACAGUCACGUGGAACACGAUGAUUACUGGGUAUUCGAGGUCUGGGGACGUAGAGAGUGCACGUGCUGUUUUUGAGGAAAUGCCAGUAAGGGAUGUUGCGUCAUGGUCUGCCAUGUUAGCUGCAUAUGUUACUAGUGGCAAUUAUGUGCAGGCUGUUGCGGUUUUUCGAGAUAUGAUGGCGCAUGAGGGGUUAAGACCUGACCAAGUGACUCUAGGAUCAGUUCUAACAGGAUGUGCCCACAUGGGUUCUCUUGGAUUGUUGGCUGGGAAAUCUGUUCAUGGAUUUAUAGCAAAGAAUGGGUGGGAGUUGAAUGUGGAACUUGGUACAGUUUUGGUUGACAUGUAUGCCAAGUGUGGCUUCCUGAAGACUGCUUGCCGGGUUUUUGGAUUGAUGCAAGAAAGGAAUGUCGUGUCUUGGACUGCUUUGAUUUGUGGUUCGGCACAACAUGGCUACAGCAAAGAAGUAUUGUCUUUGUUUGAGAUGAUGCAAAAAGCUGGAGUGAGGCCCAAUGAAUUGACUUUCACGGGGAUUCUAACUGCGUGUGUGCAUACAGGAUUAGUUGAUGAGGGUCGAAAAUAUUUCAAGAUGAUUGAAGAAUGUGGGUUAGAGCCAAGAAUCCAACAUUAUGGGUGCAUAGUUGAUUUGCUAGGAAAGGCAGGGCUGUUAGAGGAAGCAUAUGAGAUAAUUAGGACAAUGAAAUUUGAACCCAAUAUUGUCGUGUGGGGUUCAUUCUUAACAGCUUGUAGGGAGCAUAAGCAAUUUGGGAUGGCUGAGAGGGUAAUUGAUAAGGUCUUGAGUAUGAUAACGCCCGAGAAUAAUGGAGGGGUUUAUUCCCUUAUUGCUGAUUUGUAUGUUUUGGGUGAGAAGUGGGAUGAAGCAGAGAGGCUUAGGAAAUUAAUGCUCAAAGAAAAUGUCAAGAAGGCUAGGGGUUCAAGUUAUAUCAGAAGCUGGUAGUAGAAAGUUUACUACUUAAUCUGUACUUGGGAACUAUAUUGAGUUGGUGAAACUAUUGACAACAAUGUGUCAACCUUGGAUUCAUGGAAGUAUCAACAUUGUAAGUUCUUUUGAAUUCUUUAUAUCGUAGAUGAAGAAGUGGAACAAGAUGAAGUAUAAUGAAAAGGAGGUCUAGGUAGCUUAUUCUCUGUGGCAGCUGCAUUUUGGUCUGCAGUCGCAUACUUGCACAAAUUAUCAUUGUUUUUAAGUGAUCUCAAAGCUAAGCAGAAGACUGGCAGAUCAUUCAUGAUGGUUGGAUUUAGAGUACAAGUGGAUACUGACAUUCCCUGGUCGAAUAGCUUUUGGUCUUGAUACAUGGAUCCAGAUAUAUGCUGCUUGUGGACACUAAAUUUACUCGUCAAUGGAACUUGGAUUUAGAGUACAAGUGGAUACUGACAUUCCCUGGUCGAAUAGCUUUUGGUCUUGAUACAUGGAUCCAGAUAUAUGCUGCUUGUGGACACUAAAUUUACUCGUCAAUGGAACUUUUACAAACGUAUAUCUCUUCUUUUAACUGAAGUUUCUUUUUUUUUUUUUUUUUUGAUACAAGAUAGAAUUCUACUCUAGCCUAAUCUAAGUGUAUAUGUGUGUGAAGCUCCCUCUUGGAGACUUGAACCCCGGCUCUUGCCCCCCACACUCCACAAGCACUUAUACUUGUGGAGUGACCAUCGCACCAAGGGAAUGCGGUGGUUAACUGAAGUUUCUUUCAUUUUCUUUGAUAUGUGAUAUAUAGUAUUAAUUAUUUUGAGUCCUGUGCAGUAAAUCUGGAGGUAAUUAAUGUUGAUAAAAUUUUAGUUUUUGAAAAAAAUUUUAUUAUUGAAGAAGACGGAAAUUCUAUGUAUAUAUAUAUAAAAAAAAAAAGUCGAAAAAGAUCAAGCUUUGACAAAGCUUGAAGGGUCAGAAAACAAAGCUUGAAGGGUCAGAAUAAGAGAUAAGUUUAAGGUUUUUUA